Messenger RNA from Cryptomeria japonica (Japanese cedar), 1298 nucleotides. RefSeq lists its product as uncharacterized. Lineage: Eukaryota; Viridiplantae; Streptophyta; Pinopsida; Cupressales; Cupressaceae. The record is from RefSeq and is a predicted model, not a curated record. The transcript has 9 exons. Bases 363 to 1064 code for a protein of 233 amino acids.
UGUUGUCAAUGUUCCUGUGCAAAUGUUGCCUUAUCAAAGGUUAGCCCCGCUUGUAUUGCCGCCUGCAAUGUCGGCAACACGCAGCAUUCAGACAUCCUCUAUUGCACGUCAUGUCGGCCUGCCCACUGUUGCAGGAGAUGCACAUGAGGAUGCGCUAGAGGUGACUACUGUUGAUAACAUACCAUCAUUUCCUAGAUCUUCCCAUAUUGCUAGUACGGGAACAUUGCAGGCCACAUUGGUGGUGAGUGACGAAAAAUUGCUUCCCUUAAAGAUACAGAAGGUUCCAGGUACUUUAAAAUUAUUAUUAUAUAUAGUCUAAUUGUAAUUUACUUACUGGUCACUCCUUUUGGACUAAUGAUACCAUGAAUUUUUUGCAGGAAAUGAUAUUUUUUAUAAAAAAUCUCAAUGACAUUGCAUUGCGGAUAUUUGGGCCCACCAUACGUAAAAGGUGGAAUGACCAAGAAAAAAGGUUAAAAGAUGAACUGACAAACUGUAUGGUUGAGUUGUUUGGAAAUGACACAUUUGACAAAAACAAGCUCCUUGAAAAAGCUGGCACAUAUCUAAAGUAUGUGAGGGACCAAUACAAGACACAUUUAGAGAACAACAUAAAGUACGAGCGUCCCCCCGUGAUUCCAGAGAGGGAGUGGAAGAACUUGAUUUUGGAUGCCAAGGAGAUAAUUGAAAGGAAAAAAAGAAAUACACCACUAGAUGCCAGAAGAAGACUGAGUGACACGUCAAAGGCAACCAAAGCAAGACAAGAAAAGCACUGGCAACACAAACUCAGCUUUGGUGGUUAUAUGAAACUUGUCGCACGAAUUGGCUCUGAAUUCAAUAGAGCGUCCACAGAAGAUGACAGGAGACUUGCCUACCAGCAAGGCUAUACAGUCGUGGCUAAAUGGCUACAAGAAUUGAGUGGGCAAACACAAGAUUCUGGUACAUCCGUCGCACAACCUACUAAUUGUGAAACACGAUCUGCACAUGAAGGUCCAGAUGUGCAUCCCAGUAGUGGAGAGCAUGUAGUCGGUGGUGACCAAGUGGAGCAUGAUCCGGGUACACAACAUUAGGAACGUGAUGUUCCCCAAUCAGAGGAUCUAGAGGGUGUUUAGCAUGUUGAGAUUGAGGCUAGACAAAAUGAUGUGGAAGAUGAUGUGGCCUCAUCAGAGGACCCCCUUUCGCUUCAGUGUCCUCGUCCUUAGUAUAGGACUAGGCAUACAUCGAGAUCACGAGCAGAGGGCAGAACAACUGAAGAGGGGGAAAAUCAUGAAGAAAACGAUGCUCCACUUAUUCUUUACAUAGCU